UGGCGGAGAGGUCGUGCUACUUGUAAACAGGGCAAUUUAUGUCGAGUUUGUGUCAUUAUCGGCGAUAACGUUGGCGUUUUAUUCAAUGAAUUAUCAGAAUUUAAGCUUAAUAAGUUGAAAAAUCUCAUCUAGUUUUUUUUUUCCGUCAACUUUUCUCCACAAAUGGCUUUCAUUGUUGUCUCAAAAAUAGUUGACUUGUUGAAUUGCGUGAUAGUGUAACUUUCCAACAAAAGUCAUUUUCAAGAAUUAUGGAAAAGUUUAAAGUGCUUUGCACCAAGGGUGACAGAGCGUUUAAAAAUGACCAGUUCCUUCAAGCUAUCAGUUUCUACUCAGAUGCCUUGUCCUUUUCGCCCAACGAUGAAGAUGUUCUUGGCUGCAGAUCAGCAGUGUAUGCCAAGUUAGGCAUGUUCAAUGAAUCCAAGAAAGAUGCAGAAAGUCUCAUAACUAUUAUUCCUCAAAAGCCAAAGGGGCACUUUUUGAGAGCUGUCUCACUUGAAAACCUUGGAAACUACAAGGAAUGUUUAAAGUCGUACCUCAAGGCUUAUGAACUGGACACAGCACACCCCACUGAGCUGCUGUUACAUAUUAUUGGAGCUGUUGGAUGCAUAUGUCAAAUGUCAGAGACAGAGGAGCUAACUCUCUCAGACCAAGGUACUGCAGGUUUUCAUAAAUUUGAGAGCUUUGUUCAACUUGGAAAACGGUUGCAUGAAACAGGAAAUUACAAGAUUUCCAUCAGUGUCAUUGCAACAGCUUUGCAAGCACAUUAUGGCUGGAAUGAGCAGCUAUUGUAUUCACAUGCAAGCAUAACAAACCUGCUUGGCAACACAGUUCUGAAGGAGACAGACGAGGAUGCUGCAAGUUACAGCCAUGUCGCUGAUGACUUACAAUCGACACUUCCCAAUCCAGCUGCUGGGUUUUCAUCUAUAUAUCUUCCAACUGGUAACCAUGAAUAUGAAGACGAGAGAGAAAGUGUGGAGAAUGAGGGACUUUCAUCACAGAAUGGCAGAACAGUGAUGUUGGCACUACUUAUCAUGAGUGAAUGUCAUUACUGCCUGUACCAUUACAGCAAGGCCCUUUCAGUCUCUAGAAGGUGUCUUUCCAUAGCUUUAUAUCUCAAGGACAAAGAAUAUGAAAUCAAGUCAUAUGUGAAACUUGCAAAUAUCUAUCACAGACUGGCACAGUAUGUCCAAGCGGUGUCUUACAAUGGGAAGUUGUUAGCCGUUGGGAGAGAUCUGCAAAACAGCAAUGAGGAUAGGGAAAAGUACCAGGAAUACUGGAACAGUGAUGUUGAAAGAAGAGCAGUGUGGAAUUUAUCUGCAGCCUACAAACUCAUGGGGGACUAUAAGAAAGCAUUGGAACAUGCACAGGAGUACAUGGAAGUGUUGAAGUUUGUUGAGCAGGAGAACCUAACUACAGCAUAUUCAAACCUUGGUGAUCUGGAACUCUUGCAAGGUAACUACGAAAAGUCUUUGGAAUGCCACAAAAUUGAACUGCAACUUUGUAAGAAGUUUGAUGAUCGCCAUGGUGCAGCUUAUGCCUAUGGUAAUAUUGGCACAGUGUAUGCAAACAUGGGGAGCUUUAAAUUGGCGGCUAUCAAUCACGAGCAGCAUCUGAAGCUUGCACAGAAUUUGAAUGAUAAAGUUUCAGAACUUUUGGCAUUUAGGGAUUUUGGAUUGUUGUAUAAACUUAUUGGCAAUCAUACUAAAGCUCUUGGCUAUUUUGAGCAGCACCUACACUUGGCCAGAGUAAACAAGAUGGAAGAACUUGAGUACAAGGCAAUCAGCCUGGUUGCCUCAUGCUACAGAGAACUGCAUCAGUUUCACCAUUCUCAGUAUUACUAUGAAAUGUGUUUGAAGUUGGCUGUGGAGUACAAUGAUUUAGAAGAAGAGUUGGAGUACAGUCUUGCUCUUGCACAGAUAACGAAAUCCAUGAGAAAUUUUGAAAGCUCUCAGCAUUACUUCAACAAGGCUAUUCCAGUCUUGGAAGACAAGUUGCUGUCAAAGUAUGGAAGGAGUUUAAUUUACAAGGACCCUCUCAUUGAAAAACUGGAUCAGUGUCACAAGGACUUGCAAGAGGCCUUAAUUGAAAUGAAUUUAGUUGAGGAAUCAUUAGAAAUUGCUGAACAUUGUAGGUCAAGAGUUCUUGUUAACAUUUUAAGACAUAAGAUUAUUCUAGCUAGGGCGGAGUCGUCGACUUCUUCACCUUCGUCUGAACCACUUGUCACACCAUACUCAGCAAAGGAUAUCAUGAGCAUUGUUAACUCUCAAAAAGCAACAUUGUUACUUUUUUCUACAAUUCCUUCUGGUUUUCUCUUGUGGAUGCUAUCCCCUGGGAAGGGCAUCGUGAAAUGUCACUGGCAUAGGAGCUGUGAUCAUUCCAGCUUUGAAAACAAAAUUAAAUUGUGCAUUGAAGAGCUUCACAGCACCUGCAAGGAAAGCUACAAUUGUGACCAUCGGGCACUACCAGAUGCAGUCAUGUCAGGAAAACUCAGUGCGUCAUCAGAUGAAGAGAAGAGCAAGAAAUCCUGCUACUUGUGUGAGUUCCUUCACUCUUCUAAACUAACACCUCUUCAAAAGUUGCAUCAUUUGCUUUUGAGUCCUGUUGACAAUGAGCUGAAGACUGAGCUUGGAGGUGGUGUCUAUGAACUUGUGAUUAUUCCAGAUCUGGAAGUCAAUUCAGUUCCUUUUCCUUGUUUGCAAGACCAAGAAGGAAAGUACUUGCAUGAAGAAUUCAAUGUCCGCAUUCUACCUUGCAUUAGAGCAAUGUCACAGGAAACCAAAGCCACUACUCAGUCGUCCCAUGAUGGAAACCAAGUGCCAGAUUCCCCAAAGAUCCUUGUGCAAGGAAAUCCAGAGAUUGCAAGUGUAGAUUUAAACGGAAAAAUCUGGAGUCCCAAGAAACAAUCAGAUCUGGCAGAAGAAGAGGUGAACACAAUUGCUUCACUGUUAGGGGUGGAUCCAAUUAGUGGUUGCCAAGCAACCAAGGAACACUUCUUGAAGAUGUUGCCUGAAGCAUCUGUCGUUCACUUAGUGACAUAUGGAAGCUGGCCAGAUGCGUGCAUUGCUCUGUCUCCUGAUUCCCAUCACCAUGGCAACCCUCCAUCAGAAGAGUCAUUCUUGGUUACACUGUCAGACAUUGCUCUGUUAAAACUGUCAGCCAAGGUUGUUGUGCUGAAUGCAUGUUGUGGAUGCAGCCAUCAGUAUUGCCAGUUAAAGCAUGCAAGCCUCCAUUUUGCGACAGCUCUCCUGGCAGCAGGCAUACAGUCUGUGGUGAUGCCAUUAUGGUCUGCCCCUCAGUCCUCACUCUUAAACCUGUUUUACCAGUUUUACUCUGGUUUGGAAAUGGGUAAGACUAUCAGCAAAUCUUUGAAGGAGGCCUGGACCCAAGUGAGAAGUGUAGAGCACAUGUCAUCCCCAUACUCCUGGGCGUCAUUUGUCCAUGUUGGAUUUGACACUCCAGUCAAUUUAAUGAAUUUGAGACAUCAGCUGUUUGAUGGGGUACUGGAUCGAGUGGUGAAAAGUUCUUCACCCGAGAGGUUUCCUCUUGUCACGGCAGAAACACUGGACAGCAAAGUUCCUUCAGUUAUGGUUAAAAUGAGGAGAUUCCAGGAAUUACUUACACAGCUCCUGCAGCAACACAGUGCUCUGUCUCAUGUGCUGCCAGCUCUCAAGGAUGUGGUACAGUUGGCGCAUCAAAUGCUGUUAUCGUAUCAGCAUCCUGAGCUCCUUUUGACGGAGGACUUUACCAUGUGUGCACAGCUCAGCUCCUGUGUCUUAGAGGCCUCUUAUGUCAAAGAGUUCAUGGCGUUCCUAGGAUUCGACUUCCAAAAAGAUGGCGCGCAUGACAAAGAUCCAUUUGUUGUGUUUCCCCAUUGGGACCCUGACGGGACUCUGGCCAUGACGUCACAAGUUCUACAAGCUAUUUGUGAUAUUCUAAAGGUGUCUUCGAGCGGAGGUUACACCUUAGCGAGGAUAACAAACACCUUGAAGAAAAACACCAUGGAGAAACUCAGAGAAUUUUUAAGCCUCAGUAGCCGUUAUCCGGAGCGGAUCAUGAAGACCAGUGACUUUGUACUUCGUUCUCUGUGGUACUGUUCUGAGCUACAACGCUUUCUCGCCUCACUGGGUUUCUAUGAAGUAGGACAGUCACUGCUGUUUAACAAGACUGAAGGAAACCAGAUCUUACUGAGGUCCACUCUGGUCGUAGUCUCAUCGAUGCUAGAUUACAUCGGGAAAGGAAAUACACGGACACGUUCUUCCCUACGUGAGUCUCGAUCUUCAGGCGGACGGUCUGUCAAACUAGCUUCUCUCUCGCCCCAGCUCACCCCAUCCAAACAGAUCGUAAUGGAGACACCAUGGAUGUCAACAAGAGCGGGUAGCAGUGAGAAUGAGUUAAAGAUGGGUCUUGCAAGAGAAUUGGAAGGAAUCAAUAAAGAGUUCGCUGGUCAUGCGACAAGAUCGAAUUACUGGCAUGCUCAGUUACUGCGGGCUCAGUCUGCUCCCGGUUCAAAACUUCCAGUAAUUGGCGGCAAGACUCCGAACGAGGCUUCGGAAAAAGCGCGAACCGCGCAAAAGGCGGGAAAAGUGAAGGUGCUGGCCGGCAUGACACCGUCUUGCAACCGAAAGCCCAUAGGGGAGGAGCUAAGGCUGUCAAUCAAUGACACCAGAGAGAGGCGAAACGAGAUCUACAGAAUUUAUGCUCAGCGGUUUGACGAUAUUGCCAUGCACAAGCGACAUAAGGUCCGACAGCUGUUCAUGUCUCAGAUUGAGGAUCAUGGAUAAAAAACUUCGGGUUCUUUAUGGAAUGUGUUUGUUUACCUUCAUUACAGUUGCUAUGCAAACUGGUUAUUUAUAAACAAAACGUUAUGUGUUGUUGAUACUUCGAACUCUUUCAAAUUCAAUUCAUGAUAGAAAAUAGAAACAAUAAAAGUGUGAUUGACAGUUUUGCUUUUUAUCUCUCUCCCGUUGUUUCGAUGUUUCGAAAAGUGUCGGCAAAUCUUCGGAGUCCCCGAGGUGUUUCUAACUCCAAUUAGAAAACAGUUUGAACAAUCGUUCAUUUCCUACAUUGUCAUGUCAACAUGGCACCGCUUAUCAUACAAACCGCUGGCUCAGUCAGUUGUCCACUAAGAUAGAUGCUUGCACGGCUCUGAGAAUUGAUGGAGUGACUGGAAAUCGCUGCAUUUUUUUUUCCCAGACUUUCUCCGAAAAACCGACCGAGUCGUUAAGGUCGUCGAUUCAACCGCCGUUGUAAUGGUAA
Molecule: messenger RNA, 5256 nt
Organism: Orbicella faveolata
Lineage: Eukaryota; Metazoa; Cnidaria; Anthozoa; Scleractinia; Merulinidae
Product: tetratricopeptide repeat protein 28-like
Molecular function (GO): protein binding
Source: RefSeq, a predicted model, not a curated record